GUGAUUUCUGGAUCUUGUCACCGUCGUGAAAGUGACAACACUUGUUACAAGGAAACACCACUUAGUGCUUAAACGUUAAAUUUUUUUCAUUACUAAAAUAUAUUCGGGGUGUAAUAAAAUAUUUGGAAAAUACAGAAGAGGGAAGAAACAUUGUAUCGCAUCAAAGAUAAGGCGGACAGAGCAACUGUAGAACAGGUGUUGGAUCCCAGAACACGAAUGAUACUAUUCAAGAUGUUGACGAGAGGAAUCAUAUCAGAGAUAAAUGGCUGCAUUAGCACAGGAAAAGAAGUGAGCUUGCCUUUGGAUGCCUGAAUGUUAUCAUGCUAAUGUAUACCAUGCUAGCACAGCAAAUGGAGAAAGCAGAGCAAUCAAAAUUUAUAAAACUUCUAUUUUGGUGUUCAAAGAUCGGGAUAAGUAUGUAAGCGGGGAAUUCAGAUUUCGUCAUGGCUAUUGUAAAGGAAACCCCAGAAAAAUGGUGAAAACUUGGGCAGAAAAAGAAAUGAGGAACUUAAUCAGGCUAAGCACAGCAGAAAUCCCAUGCCCAGAGCCUGUUCUGCUAAGAGGUCAUGUUCUUGUCAUGGGUUUCAUCGGUAAAGAUGACAUGCCAGCACCACUCUUGAAAAAUGUCCAAUUAUCAGAAUCCAAGGCUCGGGAAUUGUAUCUGCAGGUCAUUCAGUAUAUGAGAAGAAUGUAUCAGGAUGCCAGACUUGUCCACGCAGAUCUCAGUGAAUUUAACAUGCUGUACCAGAGUGGAAGUGUAUACAUCAUUGAUGUUUCUCAAUCUGUGGAGCAUGACCACCCACAUGCCCUGGAGUUCUUGAGGAAAGACUGUGUCAAUGUCAACGAUUUCUUUCUGAAGCGCAGUGUUGCUGUUAUGACCGUGCGGGAGCUCUUUGACUUUAUCACAGACCCAUCAAUCACACACGAUAACAUGGACAUUUAUCUCUCAAAGGCCAUGGAAAUAGCAUCUCUGAGGACCCAGGAAGAAAGGUCCAGCCAAGAUCAUGUUGAUGAAGAGGUGUUCAAGCGAGCAUAUAUUCCUAGAACCUUGAAUGAAGUAAAAAAUUAUGAAAAGGAUGUGGAUAUAAUGAUGAAAUUGAAGGAAGAGGACAUGGCCAUGAAUACCCAACAAGACAAUAUUCUGUAUCAAACCGUCACGGGAUUGAAGAAAGAUUUGUCAGGAGUUCAGAAGGUCCCUGCCCUCCUAGAAAAUCAAGUUAAGGGGAAGACUUGUCCUGAUUCAGAAGAUGCUAGAAGCUCAGAGUGUUCUGACACAGACUGUGAAGAGCAGGGGGACCAUGCCUGCUCCAAGAAACCCGCCACUGACCUUGAUGUUGAUAAAAAGGAAAGAAAAAAGAUGGUCAAGGAAGCCCAGAGAGAGAAAAGAAAAAACAAAAUUCCUAAACAUGUGAAAAAAAGAAAGGAGAAGACAGCCAAGACAAAAAAGGGGAAAUAGAAUUAGAUGAUAUUACACAGUAAUUCUCCAUCAGUACUUUUCUUGUCUGCAGCUAAGUUGCAUCUGGAAGUUGAGUUAUUGGUAUUACCUGAAGGGUCCCUGUGGCAGUGCUCUGAAGACUGAUUCAGGCGUUUUCAUGUAAUUAUGUAAAAAGCUCUGUUGUCCCAAUUGAAGCACUAGCUCUGUCUUCAUUAAGAGUAUUUACUUAAGCUACUAUUUUAACAAAGAACUUUGUACAAUUUUAUUUUUACAUACUUUUUUCUCAUGCAGUGUGCUUUUUGAAGUAAAUACUUAAAUGUAAUGAAUAUCCACAAUCUUAAUAUUAAGUGUAAAGACACUUCCGACAAACUUGGACAAAUUGUUUUCACUUCAUUUGUAUGUGCCAAAGACCCAUCUGCACAUUUGAUUACAAGGCCAUGGGGGCCUCCCAGCUCAUAAGCUAUUUCACAUCCAACUAUUUGGUCUGUUCAUUCUUUCAUCUUCUAUUUGAGCAUUUUAGGUGCUGGGGAAUAUAGCAGUAAACAAAACGGAAAUUACUACCUUCAGGUAGUUUACACUUUAAUAGGAAGACAAGACAUUUUUAAAAAAAAGGAAAAUAUGUCAGCAGGUGAUAAAUUCUGUGGAGAGAAAUACUGUGGAGAAGAGAGCAUGCUUGGGAAGGUGGGAGUUGACAGUUUUAAAACGGCACACUGAGGAGGCUGUGCAAAUACGUGAAAUGAAAAAAAUUCAGGAGAGAAGAGCAUUUCAGGCAAAGCAAACAGCAAGUGCAAAGGCCCUGUGGCAGAGGUGUGCUUGAAAUAUUCCAGACGCCAGAGUGUCAUAAUCAUAACCAAGGGAGAAAGUGGCAGAUGUGAUCAGAUGGCGCCAGGCUGCUGGAAUGUGUUGAGCGGAGGAGUGAUAGGAUCUCAUUUCUGUUUUGAAAGGGUCACACUCACUCCAGCCUCUGUGGAGCACUGCCUAGGAAGCAAGGGUGGGAGAGCAGCUGGGUAUUGCAGUGGCCCACAUGAGAAAUGAUGAUGGCUUGGUCUAGGAUUGUAGCAAUGGAAUUGGAGAGAAGACGUUGGAUUCCAGAUGGAACUCAAAGGUGGAGUGAGCUGGGUGUGCCAAAGCAGGAUACAGGGAGAGAGAGGAAAGGCUGACUUACAGGUUGGUGACCUAAGCGACAGAGGGGCAGUUGGAGUUGCAGCCGUGUUCAGAAGGAAUCAGGUGGAGCAGGGUUGGGGGCAAGAGGGAGAAAUCAAAGCUUAUAUUGCAACAAAGCACAUUAAUUUUUUAUUUUUAUUUUUACCAUAUGCUGUAUAUUAGAAAUGCCUAUUUUAGCCCUCACAUUAGAAGCAGUUUCUAUGAGUAAACUUAGUUUCCCUUAAACUGAAGCUUGUACCUGCUUGUUUCAGAGUUGGUGAGCUAUUGGAAUGGAUGGGAUUGAGCUCUUUCAAUGUGUAGGUCACAUUUACCGUGUUCAUGAUAUCCUCACUAAGUAAAAAAAAUUCAACAUAUGAAAUAAAUUUCAGGGAGACACAGCAGGAGCCCCUCCAAAAUAUUAUUCAAUUAACACAACUAAAGGCAAAGCAGAAACAGACUAAGCAAUCCUGUGCACCUCUGGGGGUUUUAUCUUUGGUAUCUUCCAGUUCUGUAUUUGUUCGGUGACAGUCUCCAACAUGGUGUAUUAGACGUGAUCAGGCUUCUCAAUGCUGCCUUUUGGUGAAUCUAAUACAAAAGUUUGGAAUCAGCUUCACUUGGGCAAAUGUAGUGUGGGCAGGAUAUAGGGACAGUUCAUUCUCAUUUGCAUGGCUGCCAGGAGGAACGGGCUUGUAAAAUGCCAAGAUUUGGGAUUGUGGGAAAUCCUCGUUUGAAGGACAUUUUCCUGAUAACUUGCUGAUGUGGAUGUGUCUCUGUUGGGAUUCUGGGCCUUCAGUUGUGGGACUAGGAACCACUGGUAAUAUUCUUGCUAAACUUGUCUGAAGUUACAUUUUCCUCGUUUCUUUCUUUCUCAUCAGAAGGCUUGGAAGAAGCAGCCUGUUGUUAAAUUUAUAGGGCUGCUUGCUGACUUUGACUGCAUUUGAAUUUUAAGUGCUUGACAGUUAGGUUUUAGUGUCCAUGGGUUGGUUGCUGGUUGCACAGUUAAUUUCCAUUUAGAGAGAGGAGGUUUGGGUCUCUUGGCCCAAAAGCUGGGACAUAAUUUUGUCAAUUGUAGAUGCAUCUGAUUUUCUGGCAUAUUUUAUUGAUUUUCUGAUCCCUUUAAAUAGUGCAGGUAUUUUUCUUAAAGUUUACUGUUAGAAAUCUGGAUAGUUUAUUUGAAGCACAAAAUCACAGCUACUUCUAAUGUUACUUUAGUCCUUCUUCCUAUGAUAAAGCAGUUUAGGAACAGAACUUGUACGAGCUCAGAAAAGGAAGAGUUGAAAAAAAGUUCCUCUAGAAACAGAAUUUCAAGUUAAGAAUGCCUUAAGUGUCAUGUGCUCUGACUGAUGAUGUUUCUAAAAAAAUCCUUCAUUUCUAAAAGCUUGACAGGUUUUCUAAUUUUAAUUGUUUAUACACAUAGUAAAUAAAGACCAUAAACAUUCAGAGCUUUGAUUUGUGGGGGUUACUUUGUGAUGAUAAAGGAGUUGCAAGGAUCAGUAGCUAGAGCAAAUUUUACUCCUCAAAGUACAGUUUCCCGUGAAGAGCACAUCAAAUAGAUGAGGUUUGCAACCACAGGUCAUCAUAAAGCAAAGCUCCCCAGGUUCUGUCUCUUGAACUGGAUUAGGUUAUUAUAUUCCCUACAUUUUGGUUGGAGUUUCUAAUUUCUAUAUCCUUUGGGUUUGUGUUACCUUGGACAUAAAGGCUUUUAUAAAUAUUCCAGGGGGAAUUGUGAUGUUGAGUAUUAAGCCGUUUAAGCUAGUUUCCAAAAGCAGAGAUGUCUUUUUGCAUCUCUGUUCUCCAGAGCUCUUAGUCCCAGCUGACAGUGUUGUAGAAACCUCUGGACUUAAAUUUAGAGAACCAAGACGGGUUUGUGAGAUUUCUUUCGUUUUUGGCUUUCCUUCAUUUUCUAUAUCACUCCACGUCCUGCUUUGAUUGCUGGCAGGCCGUGAUGGUGAGGAGGUAGCCUCAUGUAGCCAGAGUAGCCAUAGAGCCACAAAAUCCUUUUUCUUUUACUUUUUGCCUGAAUGGUAAGGGUGCCCUCUGAUGUGUGAGCAGAGCUAUCUCUGAGAAGUGUCCAUGGCUUAUAUCAGUGCUAAUUAAUAAUUUUGUUUAAAAGCUGAUCAACUUUAUCACCCUUGGGUGAAAUUGUAGCCUUUACAGAUUCUGUAUGUAGCUGUUAGGACAUUGCAGAUUUGUCCAUGAAAAAGUGGUAGGUCCUUGAGGCCAGAGAACUGCUGGGAGGGGGGAUGCUGGAGUGUGUAAGCUGGUGAGACAGGUCCGAACGGGGUACCUAAAGUUGUACUUGGGAGGUUAUCUUUGUUGGUGUUCUCCAAGGUACAGCAGGGGUGUGAGAGGCUGCGGGACAGUAACACACAAAUGCACUGAAGGCUUGACGGUCAAGGAGUAAAGGCCAGUGUUCCGGAAGGGCCAUCUGUUAGGACAGGCCUAGUUUUAGAGUGUCAGGGAGGGACAUGGUUAGGUCUUCGGGGAAUGAGAGUGGGUUGGGGGAGUAGACAGCAUCCAUGCCUGUGACAUGCAGGGGAAGUGAGAGGGUCUGGUGGGAAGCAGUGCCUUAGGACAGCCCGAGUUUAAAUGGAAAAGUGAACCAUGGAGGAGUUGAGAACACAAGGCUUUUUGCUUGUGGGUUUGUCAUGUGGGUUCCAAACGACUGCAGGAGUGUUUCAGGAACUAAAAAGGUAGGAAGGGGGCUCCGACCUCAAGUGCGGGCCUCAGCGUGAGGUUGGACGCUUCAGGUCAUCGGUGCUGUAACUGCUGCUGUAUCUCCUGUGCAGGUAAUAGUCAUACCUGCCUCUCAGGGUUACUGUGAAGGAUGCAGAGGAGAGCCGAGGGGUGGGUCGCCUGAUACUAGAAAUGCCUAUUUUAGCCCUCACAUUAGAAGCAGUUUCUAUGAGUAAACUUAGUUUCCCUUAAACUGAAGCUUGUACCUGGGUGCAUUGUCCAGUCACUGAAAGUACAGCCACACUCGGGUCCUCCUGUUGUGAUGUAGAAGGUACCCAGACCGCCUGUGAAGUAUCUGGCCUCCCCACCAAAAACGAACUUGCGUCUAGGUAGCCUAUAACUGUAAUCAGCAGUUUCCAGGAAUACAGGGCACACAGCAGGAUAAAUGAAGCUGGAAGGAUACAGUCAACCAAAUUCAUAAUAAGAGAGUAUCUGUAAUGAAAGGGAAAAAGGAGGGGAGUGAUUAUAGAGUAAGAGGUCCAGUAGACACCCCAACGCUGCUGACCUCAUUUGCAUCCCGAUUACGUCAAACCAGUUGUAAAAAGAUGAGCUUUUUCUUUUUUUUUAGACAAAAUUAAAUGGAGUAGGUAUUAGAUGGUAGUAAGGAGUUUUUGAUUUAGUUGGAUAUGAUAGUUGUACUGUUCCAUUUUUUAAAAUUGAUCUCGCAGUCUGGACUGGAGUCCGUGGGGGUGAAAUUGCUUUAGAAUGCUGCAUCCUUUUCCCCACCCUGGAGAGAAGUGGUAGAUGAAACAAAAACAGCCCAAACAAUUGCUAAUGCUGGGUAGUGGUGUGUAGGAUUCAGUCUGCUGUUCUAUGUAUAAAAUUUUCUGUAAGAAAAAUGUUUUCCUUUUAAUGAGUUGAAGUAGAUUAAGUACUUAAAACGGCUUGUCACAUGGGAGCACUGUGUUAUACAAAUGUCUCAAUGUUUAUCAUACUUGUUAUUAGUUAUAAGUAACUUUAAAUCACAGUUUAAUCACAUGGGCCAAACAGUAGGGCUUGUAAUACCUGCUGGGCCUGGCCUUAGUAGGUGUCAUUUGAAAUGCCCUCUUGAUCUAAAUUCACACUCUAUUAGUGGUAAGAGAAGUUGGAUAUUGAACAAAUGCUGAUAGAGUUGUUAGUUCUGCCAAAUGUAAUCCUUGUUUUAAAAUACAAUGGCACCUUCUUAACGCCUUAUCCUAACCCCUCUGGACUGUGGUCUGCCUCCUUCCCGGUGGGCCCUGUACGCCUGUUACCUUUAUGUUAUUUUUUCCUGCAACUCUUCCAACUACCUUACUUGCCUGUUGAAAUUCACUUACGUGCAUUGUGUCUUCCACCUCCCAGCCUUGGCCUAGACUGUAAACUCCGUAAGGGCAGGGAUUGUUACCUUCAGUUUCAUAUCCCAGCACCUACAGUGGUAUCUGAAACAUAGUAAGUUCUCAAUAAAUAUUGAAGUGAAUAACAUGUUGUGUUUUAUAAACAAAGUUGAAUCUGUGAUAUCAAUUGGAUGCACCCCUCACGUUCACAAAGGUGAAAGCUGGGGGCAGAUGUGGGUUUAUUUGUGUCCUCCAGCCCUGCCCUCCAGUGGCCGUGGCGCCCAUUUUAAGGGGACCUCCCUGAGCUGUCUGUAGACACAGAGCAGGCCCUUACGCAGUCCUCUGUCAUCAGACCCUGGACAUUAGUUUGGCACUCAGGCCACUGGAAGUGAUGCAUCUUAAACUAGAUUAUUUUGUCUUUGACCAUGCGAAACCAUUUACCUUAAUCCCGAGUACUCAGCCAGAAAAUAGAAUGAUAAAUGAAUUCUUCAAUCCCAAAUCACCACAAUAUAGAAGAAUGGGAGAUUUUGAAACCAAGGCUUAUAUCCCCACAUUUUGCCAUCUUUUCCCAAAUAUAAACUGAAGGUUUUUAAGAUGAUUUUAACAGCUGGUCCUGAGUUUAAACAAGACCCCUGCCUACUUGAGAAACUGACAGACUCUCACAGUGAAGCACUAUCACGAAUCCUUUCCUUGAGUGGAGCUUAACAUAGUAGCCCAGCCCCAGGGGAUUAACAUAAUUGUCAGUAGGUAGUUGAUUUUUCCCAAUCUGGAUUGUCAUUAAAUGAUACCAGUAUUGGCAGUAAUUUGGGGAGCUUGUCUCCUGCUGCUCCAGCAUUUAAGCAUGCAUGGUCAAGACUCGCUCCAGGGGCUGUGGGAACCUCUCCUUUCUCAGCUGUGGGAAUGGUUAAGCCCCCAUCAUUUGGGGGAAAGUUUCUCAUGUGUGGAUUGAGGGAAUUGGACCAGCUGGCCAUAAAAUUUCUUCUUUAUAAUUCUGUUAUUUUAAAAGGUGUAGCAUCAAUGAUUUGGAAAAGACCCCUCAAAGGCCAAGGGACCAAGAUAGACUUAUAUAUCUUAAAAGUUUUUUAAUUAAAAAUAUAAUAUACGGUUUUAAUUUGCCACUUAUCACAUGAACCAUGUUUGUGUUUUCCGUGAAUCAUAAUCUUGCAAAGCAGCUUUUUUCUUGCUGUGUGCCGUUUUAAUUGUGGGGAUUCUGGUCAUUGUCCUCGCAAUAAUUUUUGCUCCUCCAGAGGGAGUUGUGCCCUUUCGUUUUCUUUACUAACCUGAGCUGCGAGCGGCACGAAAGGCUGGUAGGUGUUGGUUGAUUGCCAGAACCGUUACGACCACGGAAUGCCCAGGAGAAGCCAAGUUCAUCUCUUUACACCCCCCUGAAGGAAGGGGGUUAAAUGAAGAUCCCGAUGACAGAGGUGCAUUUUGGUGAUUGGUUUGUAAAUUAAUCCUGUUAAAUUCCUGAGGAAAUAACUCCUCAAUAACAUUUUCUGGAAGUUGUAGCUCAUUCAAUCAGGAGUUGUUUGUUUUACGUUAAAAUGAUAUACAUAAUUCAAGAAAGGAAUAACAGCCACACAUAACCUGACUUUAGGGCCCUAGAUUGAGAGUGUGACAUACUAUUAACGUGCUGAGACUCCAUCUCUCUGGGCCUUGGUUUCCUAUCUAUAGAAUGAAGAUGUCAGCGUGAGGGAGUCUCAGAUAGUUCUAGAGCUACACUCUUCAGUGUGGCAGCUGCAGCCAUGUGUCACUGCCAAGCCCUAGCAGUGUCACUAGGCUGGAUUCUAGGUGUAAAAUACACACUGGAUUUUGAAGACUUGGUAUGAAAAAAAGGAACUUAGUAAUUUUAGAUGUUGAUUAGAUGUUGAAAUGAUAACUAUUUUGCAUCCACUGGUUCCCCCCAGCCAAGGUUUCCCUUUCUGUAGGUUCAGUUACCUGCAGUCAACUGUAGCCUGGAAGCAAAUGAUCCUCCUCGUGAUGUAAAUUCAGAAGGUCGCCAGCCUAAUGCUAGCUACGUCACAGUGCCCACGUCCCUCACCUCACUUCAUCUCAUCACCUAGGCAUUUCAUCAUCUUGCAUCAUCACAAAAUGAAAGGUGAGUGCAGUGCAGGGAGAUAUUUUGAGAGAGGGAGAGAGACCACAGAUCACAUUUUUACUACAGUACCUUGUUAUAUUCUGUUUUACUAGUUAUUGUUAAUCUCUUACUGUGCCUAAUUUAUAAAUUAAACUAUCAUAGGUGUAUAUGUAUGAAGAAAACAGUAUAUACAGGGCUCAGAACUACCCACGGUUUCAGGCAACCACUGGGGGGUCUUGAAAUGUUUCCCCCAUGGAUAAGGGCAGACUCCUGUAUAUUGAGUGAAAUAAAAUAUAUUAAAAUUAGUUUCAUCUAUUUUUUACCUUUUUUGUGGGGUAGAG
Manis javanica (Malayan pangolin) is the source of this 9024-nucleotide messenger RNA. The record is from RefSeq and is a predicted model, not a curated record. Lineage: Eukaryota; Metazoa; Chordata; Mammalia; Pholidota; Manidae.